This is a messenger RNA of Penicillium canescens, 1260 nucleotides long. RefSeq names its product FAD/NAD(P)-binding protein. The transcript has a single exon. The coding region runs from base 1 to 1260 and encodes 419 amino acids. The record is from RefSeq and is a predicted model, not a curated record. NCBI's taxonomy places the organism in Eukaryota, Fungi, Ascomycota, Eurotiomycetes, Eurotiales, Aspergillaceae.
AUGACUGCAGAUGCAAUGGGUCUCGUUGAAAAUAAUCCGCUACACUUCAACGAAUGGACCAAAUCAAAUCAUCCAGAGUUCGAUGGAGUUCGGUAUCCUCCACGACAGAUCUACGGGAAAUAUCUCACAUGGCUUUUCGAUCGUGCAACCGAGAACGCCGCAUCCCAAGAGAUACACUUGGAGGUGAUACACAAGGAACUUGUUGCUCUCUCUCAAUUUGGAAACAAAUUUAAGGUCGUGGAUGAUGACGCCAAAACAACCAUGGUCGACAAAGUCGUUCUCGCGCUUGGGAACUUCACCAAAUGCACUCAACCGGAUCUCAUAAAUCAUUCCGGAUAUUUCAGUAGUCCCUGGCCGUUGGGGCGUCUAGAUGGAAUCCUGCCAUUUGCCCCAGUCUGUAUCAUUGGUUCAAGACUAUCUGCUAUUGAUGCUGCAUUCCGAUUAGUGGCAAAUCAUCAUAAGGGGCCGAUAUAUCUUGCCUCGAGGUCAGGACGUCUCCCGGGAGUCCAGGGGCGUUCUAGCCAAGAAUACAAGAAAAGAUACGGCUUACAGAUGAUUGCCAGAGAACUUGAAGGUACUUCAAAGUCUAUAGGUGUGUUCGAUGUGUACGAUCGACUCAGGUCACAUUUGGAUGGCUUCAACACCCCUAAUUGGGAGGCCUACUUGAAUGAGGAAAAUGCCUUACAACAGCUAACUCAAAAUGUUUUGGAGGCUGAGCAAGAUAAACCAUCUUGGAGAUCGGUGAUUGAUGCCGCUGCCCCAAUGUUUGAGAGAUAUUGGAAUUGCAUUACAAUGAAGGACCGCCUCAUGUUCAUUGAUGACUGGAACUCUGCAUGGUACUCAAUUGUUCACGCCAUGCCAUAUGAGAAUGCACUUCAUCUCCAGCAGCUCUUGCAAGAAAGGAGAAUAGAAGUUGUAAAAUUUCAUCAGAUCAAGCCGUCUCAGGAUGGGUUUAGCAUCAUAACGGCAAGUCGGGCAAUUCAGACAGAUUUCAUUGUUGAGGCUACUGGUCUGGAAUUGAAUGUUUCACACAUUCAAUCAUCGGUUAUAAAAUCUGUUCUCUCAUCAGGAAUGCUGGAGGGAAGCCCCCUGGGUGGAUUUUCCGUGAAUCAACACACCCUGGAAUCGACCAAAGCCAAAGGACUAUACGUUAUCGGCUCCUUGACUACCGGUGUUCAUUUCUACACGAAUGGUAUCGACAGAAAUACUGCACAUGCAUCGCGUAUCGCGCGAAAUAUAGUUGGAAAACCUCUUUAUUAG